Molecule: messenger RNA, 1194 nt
Organism: Cryptotermes secundus
Lineage: Eukaryota; Metazoa; Arthropoda; Insecta; Blattodea; Kalotermitidae
Product: piggyBac transposable element-derived protein 4-like
Exons: 1
Coding region: 1-1194 (397 amino acids)
Source: RefSeq, a predicted model, not a curated record
AUGGGAAGUUUAUAUUUGUUUCUGCUGAAUCAUAUUCUCAGAUUACAGAUGUUGCCGGUUAGUAUACGUAGUAAAUUCUUGGGACGUUACAUCAGUAGGCAGUUGUGUGAUGCAGAUUCGGACUGCGGUACAGAUGAUUUUGACAGUGGUCACGACGGAAGCUCCGAAAGUGAAGUCGACGAAGAACUAUUAUCUUCGACGGCAACCUGGGGACCACCACACCAGCGUGACAGGAGGGCUGUGAAUAAUUUUUCCAGUGGAGCAGUGGGGAUAAAUCUCAAUGAAGCUCCAGGCGUAAAUAAGGAAUCAGCCCCACUCUGCGUUUUCAUGCUUUACUUCGCAGGAAUUAUCCAGCUGCUGGUGGAAGAGACUGACAGAUAUUAUCACCAGGACCUAGACAGACUUGAAGAUGGACCUUCUCCGCGCCCUGAUGUAACCGACUCCGAGAUAUUUCUGUUUCUAGGAAUCAUCAGUCAAAUGGGACAUAAUAUAAGGGACAGACUAAAGGACUACUGGUCAACUGCUGAGCAGUUUUGCACGCCUUUCUACAGCAACACAAUGAAACGCGAGUGUUUUCUUCGCAUUCUUCAUUUCAUUCAUUUUGCAGAUAACAGUACAGAAAUUGACAGGAAUGCCGACAGUUAUGACGGACAAUGGAAAAUUAGGAUCAUCUUCGACACUCUAAAUGACGCAUAUCAAAAAUAUUAUAAUCCUUCUCAACAUUUGUCUGUUGAUGAAAUAAUUGUCAGAUUGAAAGGGAGGUUGGUUUUCAGACAGUACAUUCCUAAGAAACACAAAUGUUUCGGAAUCAAAAUCUACAAACGCUGUGAUGCUGCUGGGUAUACUCAUGACAUGAAGGUUUACUUAGGGAAAGACAGGACACGUGCCGACCGAGAUGUAACAGCGACGCAUGCUACGGUUAGGGACCUCUGCAGAAGGGUUGAGAGAGUAGGCCACAAACCGUACAUGGACAGUUUCUUUUCAUCACCAGACUUGUUCGAUGAACUAAUGACGAAGAAAAUAAGUUGCUGUGGGACAUUGAGACCAAAUCGGAAGGGCUUGCCUCAAGACUUUCGCAACAGACAACUUAGAUUGAAGAAAGGUGACAUUCGGGUUAGGGUGAGAGUCGACAUGACAGCACUAGUUUGGAAGGACAAACAUGCACUCUCCUCCAACAGAAGGCAAAUUCUGUGA